This is a messenger RNA of Cicer arietinum (chickpea), 1398 nucleotides long. RefSeq lists its product as uncharacterized. NCBI's taxonomy places the organism in Eukaryota, Viridiplantae, Streptophyta, Magnoliopsida, Fabales, Fabaceae. The record is from RefSeq and is a predicted model, not a curated record.
GAAACGGGCACAGAGAAACAGAAACGUGAAUCUUCUUCUCCUUCUUUCCUUUGUUUUCCAAAAACGAAACUAAAACCAUAAUACAUAAACCUUCAUUAAUCUACUAGAUCUAAGCUUCCAUUCGAGAAGUGACAGAAGGGAAAGUUGCUCAUCUCCACGCUACGGUGCUAGUGAGCCAACUUUGGAAGUGACGUCACAAACUUACAUUUUACCAGAAUUAAUCGCGGUGCCGUAAUCGCGUGUUAGAGCUAUCGUUAAGAUGAUACCCGAGUUCAUUCGACCGACUGUUACCUUGACGACGGAGACGUCGUUAGACUUCCCUGAUCGAGACUUGCCGACUGCUUAGGUAUAUGACCCCAUCUCAAGCAGGGCCACUUAUACGGGGAGGGUAGUGAGGACUAGUAGGAAAGGUGGGGCAGUAUUUUUUGUGGAACUCACUCGCAAGAAGAUUGAUUAUCCGGUACCUUCCGGAUUAGUGCUUGGGAUGAGUGGAGCUUGGGAAGAUGCGAAGGAUUCCUCAGUUAUAGUGGAGGCAGAGGCCGUUGUGGGAGUUGAGGAUACAGUGGUUGGACCAGGGACUGGCAGAAAGGAUAAGGGGCUGAUGCCCAUGGAGCGAGAGAUUGUAGGGCCAUCUAGGCGGGCCGAGUCAGAGCUUCCUCUUCCAGUGAAUGAUCCUUUACCGACUGUCACUAAAGUAGCAGACUGUUUUGAGGUCCCGGCGCCGCCGAAGCCCCCUAUCUCGUCGGUGGAUCUGACUUCUGAAGAGAGCGAUCCAUCUAUGUAUGUUGAUGAGGAUAAGGUUACCUCGAAGAUGGAUGCUGCGUCAGACGGAACUUGUGGAGCGUGUGGAGGUCACCCAUGUUAUUGUAGUUGCUAGAGUAUGAUCAGAUUAGUUUUGUUGUAUAGGGACUUGAUAUCCUUCUUUUGGUGGUUGUUCUUAGUUCAUUUUGGGAUGAUUGUAACUAUACUUAUACGGUCCGAUGAUUUCUGUCUUGGUGGGUCCAUGUUCCAUUUUUUUUUUUACGUGACCAUGGGGAUUAGUAUUUCUUGGAGUAGUACUUGUACAUGUGUCUGACGAGAAUACCCUAGGGGUAUGAGCGAUGCCUGAUAGGUCUCAUAGCCCCUACGUAUUUUAUAUUUGGAUAUUUUAGUUUAUCGCCUCACAACUAUUUCAGUUUGUUAUAAUUAUGAUGUAAUACACUCACGCUUAUGACAAUUAUCGUUUGUGUUACGCUUUAGAUUUACAUUAGUUGAUAUUUGAAAAAAAAAUACACUCACGCUGUUAACAAUCGGGGUGUUACAGUGUCAGACUUCACUUCACUUCUUGAGACGGUUGACAGUGGUACAAUAGUCAGAGCAUUAGACGUCAACUCAAAAUAUUGACAUCAAUUAUUUUGG